AUGGCGCGGGCCUUCACUCUCUGCACCAUGGCCUUUACAAGCCUGUCAGACUCUUCUGACCUGCUCGAAGUGACGGCCACAGAGGAGGCGAGCUUUCAGUGUAUGAACCCCUUGUUCCGCAUCCAGUGGCACACCGGCGCCACGGACCUGGCUCAGCUCCUGCCAAGACCCUCUGUGCAUCACGACCUUCUCAGGUGCCCUUUGUGGAACCAGAAACCUUCCUGCUGCAGUACAAGUCUUGAGCCCUUUCAGCUCCGAAUCUUCGACGCACACAGAGAUCGGAUGGAGAAGCAGGUUCAAGUUCUGGAAGAGUACCUCUCCCUGAUGGUCAAACUGCGAGGCUCGGAGGUCUUUGAAGAUGCAGUUCUGCUCGAGCAGGAUUUUUUGGACAGGGCAGUCGAUGCAAUGCGCACUGCACUUUCGCACGCUAAGCCCUGCAUCCUGCACUUCUUGGCUUUCGUAGCAGGCAUGGUCUGCUUUAGUUGCCAACCUGAUUGGGUGGAUUAUGUGUGGCGUAACCCACUCGGUCAGGUCACGGGAGUAAAUGUUGACCCCAAUGCUUGCAUAUAUGUGGAUCGUGGAUGUGGGGCCUUCGGACACACGGUGCAAGUUGCGUACCUGCAUGUAAUGGAGACCCGCUUGGCGAAAUAUCCCGCAGCUUCGCUGCCAGACUUUUCCAUGUUCUUCAGCCGUGAAGCACUGUGCGAAUGGCUUCGUGGUACCGUGGCUGUACAUCCAUUGGCAUUUCAGCCCAGCGAAGUAUUGACGAGGCGCUUGAGUCGCGAAGUUCCUGCGAAUCGUCGAAUGCCGCAGCGACAUCUGGAUGCGCCCCUCGGAACCAGCUCUAGCACGCCCUUGCCUGAAGCUGUGGUUCAGGCAACAGCAAUACCGACUUCUUUGCCACUUCCUCAAGCACCCACUGGCCCAUCUUCACCAGCACUGGCCUUUGAUCCUGCGAAGGAUGGCCUAGCAUCAGAUUUCCGCAUGCAAUUCGCUCCCGGAUAG
This is a messenger RNA of Symbiodinium sp. CCMP2592, 1005 nucleotides long. Lineage: Eukaryota; Dinophyceae; Suessiales; Symbiodiniaceae. The record is from the annotation of a GenBank genome assembly.